This is a messenger RNA of Nematocida parisii ERTm1, 748 nucleotides long. RefSeq lists its product as uncharacterized. The transcript has a single exon. The record is from RefSeq and is a predicted model, not a curated record. Lineage: Eukaryota; Fungi; Microsporidia. Bases 1 to 738 code for a protein of 245 amino acids.
AUGUCCGCAAAGAUUACCGAACUAAUGAAAAAGCUCAACUGCACUGAGAAUCAGGCAAGGAAUGCGUUAAAGCUAUCCAGGGACGAUAUGGCUAUUGCCGAAACAAUUAUAAAGGAGUACAACUCGGACAAAAGAACUAGCUAUGUUGGUGGGAAUAGUGGGCAAAUUGUGGAGAUGCCAAAAUCUGGGUAUGCUGCAGAAUUUGAAAAGUUAAUGAAAGAAUCAAACAAGGCAGACUCAGACAAAACAGAAUCGGGUGAGCCUGUUGGAAAUCGGAAGCUUUCUAUUUACAAAAAUGGCUUCUUAAUAGAUGACAAGUUUACUCGCCUGUCUGACAAAGAAAUCAAGCGGGUCAUGGAUAAUAUCAUUAAAAAACAAGAAAUACCAAGUGAUUUAUUCAAUAUUAAGCAGAAUGACCUGGUAGAUGUAGAGAUCCAGGAUAAAUCAGAUGAAAUGUACAAAGAAGACUUUCCUGGAGUUUCUAGAACUAUAAACCUCUCAAUACCAAAGGAGGAUAAGUCUGUAAUUGAAUUAGGAACAGAUUCUGUUCUCUUUAAGUUAACAGUCGGAAACAAAAACAUUAUUGUUAAAAUGGGAGGGUGUACCACCUUCCAGCCGCUCCAGGAAUAUUUCAAGGAGAAGGGAUGUAAUGGAAAAUUAUCAUACGAUGGAAAAGAGGUUAGUUGGGAUGAAGACCCAACUAAAUAUAAAAGAGAACUGUUAAAACUCAUUGAAUAAAUCAAUUAGC